Eimeria acervulina is the source of this 1017-nucleotide messenger RNA. Its product is annotated as glycyl-tRNA synthetase, putative. Lineage: Eukaryota; Apicomplexa; Conoidasida; Eucoccidiorida; Eimeriidae. The transcript has a single exon. Gene Ontology annotation, cellular component: cytoplasm; mitochondrion. Gene Ontology annotation, molecular function: glycine-tRNA ligase activity; ATP binding. The record is from RefSeq and is a predicted model, not a curated record. Gene Ontology annotation, biological process: mitochondrial glycyl-tRNA aminoacylation. The coding region runs from base 1 to 1017 and encodes 338 amino acids.
AUGAUUAAAGAUAUGAAGACAGGAGAUUGUUAUAGAGCAGAUAAAUAUUUAGAAGAGUUAAUAGAUAAAGAAAUAGCAAAGAUAAAAGAAAACGAUAAAUUAAAUGAUGAAGACAAGCAAGAACAAAUAAAAGAAUUAGAAAAAAUACAAAGACAAGCUGAUGCAUACACCGCAGAUGAAUUAAAUAAACUCUUCACACGUUUUCGCGCAGUUUCUCCUGAAGGUAAUCCUUUGUCUUAUCCUUUUCCUUUUAACUUAAUGUUUUGUUUAAAGCUAGGGCCGAAGGAUGAAGCAACAACUAAUACUCCAAGCACCAGCAGCAGCAGCAGCAGCAGUGAACUGCAGCAAGAAGACAAACGCGAAGCAUCUCCCCAGCAGCAAGAACAGCAAGCCAAACAGCAACAACAGCAGCAGCAGCAGCAGCAAACGAAGCAGAACAAGCAGCAGCAGCAGCAGCAGCAGCAGCAUUCGAAUGAAGGACGAGGAUAUCUAAGACCAGAGACAGCUCAGGGUAUAUUUGUGAACUUUCGGAGAUUUUACGACUAUAACGGGGGCCGCAUGCCUUUUGCUGUUGCUCAAAUAGGGUUAGGGUUUAGGAAUGAGAUAGCACCGAGAAACAGUUUAAUUCGCUGUCGCGAGUUCUUAAUGGCUGAGAUCGAGCACUUCUGUAAUCCUGAAGAGAAGAAUAACUUUGAAAGAUUUGAAAAGGUCAAAAAUGAAGUGCUGCCCUUAUUUAGUAAGGAAUCGCAACUGGGAUCGGGGAUCGUCUCCCGAUCCCAGACACUUGAACAAGCUGUGGGGUGUGGGGUUAUCAAUAAUAAAACUCUUGCGUAUUAUCUUGCUAAAACGUUUUCUUUCUUAAAAACACUCGGCUUAAAUGAUAAAUUUAUCCGCUUUAGACAACAUCUAGACUCCGAGAAGGCACACUACGCAACAGACUGCUGGGAUGCUGAAGUUAAAACUGCUGCAGGGUGGAUUGAAGUCGCUGGGCAUGCUGAUAGAGCUGGUAAACCCUAA